Messenger RNA from Clunio marinus, 2306 nucleotides. The record is from the annotation of a GenBank genome assembly. Lineage: Eukaryota; Metazoa; Arthropoda; Insecta; Diptera; Chironomidae.
UGCUUAUUCAGUUUGUCUUGCGUCGCAGAGCUGGUUUAACGUCAUAUCAAGCGUAAGGGAAAAUAAAAAACACCGGUUCAAGUCUAUCACCAAACGUUUUAGUGUCAGAUUAUUUUGUAGUAAUUGAAUUCGUGACUAAAAAAGAAUAAGAAAAGAUGUCAAAAGCUGAGAAUCUCGAACAAGUGUUUGUAGAUGAUCCGUGGUUGAAUCCAUAUAAAGGAGAAAUUCAUCGCAGACAUGGCAUCGUCAAAGAUUGGAUACGUCGCAUUGAUGAAUCGGAAGGUGGACUCGAAAAUUUCUCACAGGGUUACAAAUAUUUUGGGAUUCACAUUCAACAUGACAAUUCUGUGAUUGUUCGAGAAUGGGCGCCAGCAGCACAAGCUCUCUAUUUGACUGGUGAUUUCAAUGGAUGGCAAUGGUUGUCACAUGAAUUUAAGAAGCUUCCAUUUGGUAAAUGGGAACUAUUGUUGCCACCGCGUGAAGAUGGAUCGUGUCAAAUCAAGCAUUUGUCUGAAAUAAAAAUCAUUGUUCGGACACAAAGUGGACAACUUGUUGAUCGUUUAUCGCCCUGGGCUAAAUAUGUCGUUCAACCACCGAAAACAGCUGGUCAAGGCACCAACUACAAACAAUAUGUUUGGCAUCCACCAGGUCACACAAAAUAUCAUUUUCGUAAUAAACGCCCAAAGGUUCCACGCUCGUUAAGAAUCUACGAAUGUCAUGUUGGAAUUGCAACUGAGAAAUAUGAAAUUGGAAGCUACCGCAAUUUCGCCGAUGAUGUCAUACCGAGAAUCGUUCGUCAAGGAUACAAUGCAAUUCAAGUUAUGGCUAUCAUGGAACAUGCUUAUUAUGCUAGUUUUGGUUAUCAAGUUACAAGUUUUUUCGCUGCUUCAUCACGUUACGGAACACCUGACGAUUUAAAAUACAUGGUCGACACUGCACAUAAGCACGGACUCUACGUGAUGUUGGACGUGGUUCAUUCUCACGCUAGCAAGAAUGUUCAAGAUGGAUUAAAUCAGUUUGAUGGUACAAAUGCUUGUUUCUUCCAUGAUGGAGGACGUGGCGAACAUACACUUUGGGAUUCGCGUUUAUUCAAUUACAAUGAAUUUGAAGUUUUGAGAUUUUUGAUUUCAAAUUUACGUUGGUGGUAUGAUGAAUAUUUCUUCGAUGGUUUUAGAUUUGAUGGUGUCACGUCAAUGCUUUAUCACUCGCAUGGCAUUGGUGAAGGAUUCUCCGGACAUUAUGACGAAUAUUUCGGUUUGAAUGUUGAUACUGAAUCUUUUGUUUACUUAUCAUUGGCAAAUAAAAUUCUUCAUGACUUGGAUCCAAAUGUCAUAACCAUUGCUGAAGAUGUCAGUGGAAUGCCAACACUUUGCAGAACAUUCAAUGAAGCUGGAGGUGGUUUUGAUUAUCGUUUGGGAAUGGCGAUACCCGAUAAGUGGAUUAAAGUUUUGAAAGAAGAGAAGGAUGAAGAUUGGAACAUUGGGAACAUUAUUCAUACAUUAACUAAUCGCAGAUGGAAGGAGAAGACAAUCGCAUAUGCUGAAUCUCAUGACCAAGCUCUUGUUGGCGAUAAAACUUUAGCAUUUUGGUUAAUGGACAAGGAAAUGUACACACACAUGUCAACAUUAUCGGACCAAUCUUUAAUCAUUGAUCGUGGAUUGGCUUUACAUAAAAUGAUUCGUUUGAUUACGAAUGGUCUUGGUGGGGAAGCUUAUUUGAACUUCAUUGGGAACGAAUUUGGUCAUCCAGAAUGGUUGGAUUUCCCUCGUAUUGGAAACAACGAAUCAUUCCAUUACGCACGUCGUCAGUGGAGUCUCAUUGAGAAUGAUCUUCUCAAAUACCAAUUCUUGAAUAAUUGGGAUCGUGCAAUGAAUUUCGCUGAAGAGAAAUACGGUUGGUUAUCGACAAAUGACGCUGGUUUCGUUUCAUGGAAGCAUGAAGAUGAUAAAGUCAUUACUUUUGAUCGUUGCGGUCUCGUGUUUGUGUUCAACUUUCAUUAUAGCAAAAGCUUUACAGAUUACAGAGUUGGUGUCGAAUAUCCCGGAGAUUACAAAAUUAUUUUGAAUUCUGAUGCACCUGAAUAUGGAGGAUUUAAUCGUGUUGAUUCAACGAAAGUUCAUCAAACCUUCCCUGAAGGCUAUGCUGGUCGUCGUAAUCACAUGUGUGUUUACAUCCCGUCUCGAACUGCUUUCGUGUUCGCUAAAGUUUAAUGAAAAGUCGUCGAUAAAAUUUCAUUUAUUUUCUAUUGAAAUAAUUUUUCUAUGUUGGUUUUGAAAACAUAAUAAUAAAAUUAAAUAAACAUAAGA